This is a messenger RNA of Dovyalis caffra, 1692 nucleotides long. NCBI's taxonomy places the organism in Eukaryota, Viridiplantae, Streptophyta, Magnoliopsida, Malpighiales, Salicaceae. The record is from the annotation of a GenBank genome assembly.
AUGGAAAAGCAGGUGGUAAUCAUCGGAGCAGGAGUAAGCGGCCUUCUUGCCUGUAAGUACGCUCUCAACAUUGGACUCAAUCCUAUUGUGUUUGAAGCUGAAGAAAGGAUUGGUGGUGUUUGGUCACAUACUCUAGAGUCAACCAGACUCCAAAACACCAAAGAAAUCUACUGCUUUUCUGAUUUUCCAUGGCCCUCCUCAAUAAAAGAUACGUAUCCCACUCACAGUCAAGUGAUGGAGUAUCUUGAAGCUUAUGGACAGCAUUUCAACCUCUUUCCCUGCAUCAAGUUCAAUUCCAAGGUCAUUGGUAUAGACUAUGUUGGAGAGUCUGAUGAAGAGAUGGAGUCAUGGGGUCUCUGGGGUGGGACAGGCAAGCCCUUUGGCUCCAAAGGGAAAUGGCAUGUAAAAGUUCAAGACACAAAAAAUUGCAGCAUACAAGUGUAUCAUGCUGAAUUUGUUGUUCUUUGCAUCGGACAAUUCAGUGGCCUUGCAAAUAUUCCAGCCUUCCUUCCAAAUCAAGGGCCUGAAGUGUUCAAGGGCAAGGCGAUGCAUUCAGAGUCCUUCUCAGCUUUGGAUAAUUUGACUGCUGCAGAAUUGAUCAAAACGAAGAGAGUUGCAAUAAUUGGUUCUCAUAAAACUGCAGCUGACAUAGCAGCAGAAUGUGCCAAAGCAAAUGGAGUCAAGUACCCUUGCACAAUGAUUCAAAGGAACGCUCGCUGGUUUUUGCCUGGUGACAAUUUGAGUGGACUUCUGCUAGGUUUCUUGUACUUCAAUCGAUUCGCCGAAAUGUCGGUCCAUAAGCCUGGUGAAACAUUUCUAUUAAGUUUUAUAGCCUUCCUGCUUUCACCCUUGAGAUGGGGAAUUUCGAAGUUCAUUGAGACCUACCUUAAAUGGAAUCUUCCACUGAAGAAGUAUGGAAUGUUACCGAAAUUCAGCUUUUUUCAAGGCAUGUCUUCCUGUCAGAUUGCAAUGCUGCCUGACAAAUUCUAUGACAGAGUUGAAGAAGGAAGCAUCAUUAUCAAGAAUUCCCGAAGCUUUAGCUUCUGCCAAGAAGGUCUGAUCAUAGAUGGAGAAACUCGACCAUUAGAAACAGAUGUUGUGAUUUUUGCUACAGGAUUCAAGGGUGAUGAAAAACUGAGAAACAUUUUUGAGUCUCCAGUUUUCCAAAACUACAUAAUGGGGUCGCCAACAGCACCAGUUUCCCUCUAUAGACAAAUACUUCAUCCUCGAAUUCCUCGAUUGGCUAUAAUAGGAUACAAUGAGAAUUUCUCAAGUUUGGGUCACUCCGAAAUCAAAAUCGUAUGGCUAUCUCAUUUCUUUGAUGGCAACAUUGAAUUGCCAAGCAUAAGGGACAUGGAAAAGGAAGCAAACAUGUGGGCAGAUCACAUUAAACAAGUUACAGGUCGCUACUAUAGGAGAGCUUGUAUUAGCAACUCUAACAUAUGGUACAAUGACCAACUUUGCAAGGACAUGGGAUACAAUCCCAGAAGAAAGAAAGGACUUUUAGCAGACUUAUUUAUACCAUAUGCACCAACAGAUUAUGCAGGUCUCGCUACUAAGUCAGAUUCAUUAGCUACUUUGCCGGAUUCACACUUUACUAGACAACAAGGACAAGUUGCAGUCUAUGUUGCUUUCAAUCCAUCUGGGAAUUUCAACCUUCCUAUAUAUGAUGAAGAAGAGGGUAAAAUAUAA